Penicillium pulvis is the source of this 315-nucleotide messenger RNA. RefSeq lists its product as uncharacterized. The coding region runs from base 1 to 315 and encodes 104 amino acids. The transcript is spliced from 2 exons. The record is from RefSeq and is a predicted model, not a curated record. Lineage: Eukaryota; Fungi; Ascomycota; Eurotiomycetes; Eurotiales; Aspergillaceae.
AUGGCCGUAUCCCAGACCAAAAAUCAAAGCGACAACUCCAAAUUUAGCAUAAACUUCCAGGAGUAUUCUCGAAAACAUGUCAUCAAAGCAGCGAACCUUUCCGGGGCAGUUCUUACCUCUCUAUUACCAGUUAUUACCAUCCUCGUGCUCUAUCUAGUGGAAGGCAUGGGUGCCCGUCUAGGACUGGUUGCUCUUUUCAGUACAUUCUUCUCGGCCUGCCUCUGGUUUUUGAAUGACGGAAACAUGGUGGAAGUGUUCUCAGCAACUUCGGCGUUUGCCGCGGUGCAAGUCGUUUUCAUUAGGGCCAAUGGAUGA